This is a messenger RNA of Quercus robur (English oak), 1308 nucleotides long. RefSeq names its product U4/U6 small nuclear ribonucleoprotein Prp31 homolog. The transcript has a single exon. Bases 1 to 1212 code for a protein of 403 amino acids. The record is from RefSeq and is a predicted model, not a curated record. NCBI's taxonomy places the organism in Eukaryota, Viridiplantae, Streptophyta, Magnoliopsida, Fagales, Fagaceae. Gene Ontology annotation, cellular component: precatalytic spliceosome; U4 snRNP; U4/U6 x U5 tri-snRNP complex. Gene Ontology annotation, biological process: mRNA splicing, via spliceosome; spliceosomal tri-snRNP complex assembly.
AUGGUAAUUCUUGAGGACUGCGAUGCUUAUUUGGAAGAUAUCAAUGAACUUGAUGAUGAUGAACAACAACAACAAAACUCAAACAACAAUUGCGUCUAUAACGUCGAUGAAUCUCUAACUCUUUCCAAUUUCUACGUAAAAGGGUUCAAAGAUAUUACAUCCAAAGUCGAAAACCUCUUCUCUCUUGGAUUAGAAUUGACAAUGGAUAAUGACCCAGAUGCUCAAUACCGAUUUACAGUGGCCUCUAACAACUUGUUGCUCGAGAUUGAUAGCCAAGUCUUUAACCUCUACAAUCUUAUUCGCGACAAGUAUUGCAAGAAAUUCCCAGAACUCGAAUCUGUAAUUCAAGAACCUAUCGAAUACGCUCAAGUUGUUAAAAAGAUUGGUAACGAAAUAGAUAUCACUGUAAUCGAUGGCUUAAACUUAGCCCCAGCUAUUCUAAUGGUAGUUUCUAUAACAGCAUCAACAACUAGUGGAAAACCACUUUCGGAACAAGAUUUAGCAGACACAAUACAUGCAUGUGAUUACGUUCUUGCUCUUGAUUCGUCGAAAAAAAGAGUGUUGGACUUGUUAGAGGCUAGAAUGAGAUAUAUUGCACCGAAUCUUUCAGCCAUUGUUGGUGUCACUGUUGCGGCGAAGCUUAUAGUUGCUGUUGGUGGUCUUUCAUCACUGGCAUUUACACCUUCUUGUAAUGUUAAGCUUGUUGGUGCUGUUAAAAAAGCAAACAUAGGAUUCUCAAAUGUGAAAACAUGUCUGUUAGGUUAUCUUGAGGAAACUGAGAUUUAUAGGAGCUUGCGGCCUUCAUUGAAGAGGUGCAUUGGUGGAAUUUUACCUAAUAAAGCUGUAUUAGCAGCUCGUAUGGAUUUAACUAAAGGAGAUCCAACGGGGAAGUGGGGAAGGGACACGUUGGAUACGAUACGUGAGACGAUUGAGAAGUUGCAAGAGCCUCCUCCUGCUGCAAGACUAGCCAAACCACUCCCAGUUCCUGUUCUUGAUUAUAGUUCUAAAAAGAAGAAAAGGGGUGGCCAACGACAAAGAAAUUCAAAGAAACGUUAUGGGAUAACCGAGACUAGAAAGUUGGCUAAUAGGGUGCAGUUUGGAGUACCUGAGGAGAGUUAUUUAGGUGCUGGAUAUGGCAAGGGAUAUGGGAUUCUUGGCCAGGUUGGUUUGAAGGUUCAGAGAAAGCUUCCAGCAAGGAAUUGGGUUUGUUAAUUUAUAGGUUCAUGCAAGUCGUCUUGGCGUUGGAAUUGGAAGUACCUUUUCUUAGAUAGGAUUUGAGUAAAUUUUAGUUCUUUUAUAUUUGUGUCA